Messenger RNA from Phyllostomus discolor (pale spear-nosed bat), 1812 nucleotides. Its product is annotated as alpha-1,3-mannosyl-glycoprotein 4-beta-N-acetylglucosaminyltransferase-like protein MGAT4E. Gene Ontology annotation, biological process: protein N-linked glycosylation. NCBI's taxonomy places the organism in Eukaryota, Metazoa, Chordata, Mammalia, Chiroptera, Phyllostomidae. The transcript is spliced from 2 exons. Bases 525 to 1778 code for a protein of 417 amino acids. The record is from RefSeq and is a predicted model, not a curated record. Gene Ontology annotation, molecular function: acetylglucosaminyltransferase activity.
GCUUUCUGCCGCAGGAGCCGUGUCCAGCCGGCACCAUGUGGUGCUCCGUCAGGCACUGCCUCCUGACCUUGGUGGCCCUUGAGCUCCUGUGGCUCUUCAUCACCUUGAAGAUCUCCAGCGAAAUCGACGAUGAUCCCAUGAUGUCCAUCAAAGGCCAAGUAGCAGCCGUUGCUCUCCAUGUGGGGACUGAAGCCAUUGAGUGGGCAGGGUGGGGGCAGGCAGACCCCCAGCAGUGCCUGCCCCAUUCGCCUGGGAGCAGGGAGCCCCAGAGGGGGUGGGGGUGGGCCUGGACCCACCGGUCCAUGAAGAAGUUGCAUCCCUCCCCCAGAUGUGUUACGGUGAGAAAGACAGCAAACACUGCUUGAGCUCUGGGUCCUUCGGCCAGUGGCCAGACAUCCUGAGAAUGUGCUGGGCUCACCGGGGAGAGUGAUCCACUCCCCCUCUUUCCCUGGAGAAGUUUCUGGAAGCUCCUAGGGCUAAACCUUGUCCUUGUCGAGAAAGGAAAGGCAUGUUUUGCUUUGUCAAUGCCCCAGGACGGUGACGGCAGAAGGAAGGACCCAAAACCACAAGAAGACUGGCAGAAUCUCACCUUCCAAUAUAUGAAAAAAGUCCAGCAGAGAAGAAAGAGAUGGCUGACGGUGGGCCUCUCCUCGGUGCCAGGCCCGGAGGGUCGGACUGGCCUCCUGCACACACUGGUGUCCCUGUUCCGAGCCUCCUCCAAGGCGGAGCAGAGACGUCUCACGGUGCUGGUUCACCUGGCCGGCUCCGACCCCGCCUGGCUCAGAAAGACCGCCGCCCAGGUUUCAACCCUCUUCAGCCCGCAGAUCUUGGCAGGGCAGCUGGUGCUGAUCCACGCUCCGCCGGACGCCUACCCCGAGGGGGACCCUGGGGACGAGGCCCCCCGGGGGGACGCCUGCUCCAAGCAGAAUGUGGGCCACGCCUUCCUUGUGAGCUUCGCUGCAGGGCUCUCUGACUACUUCCUGCUGCUGGAGGAUGACGCCUUCUGCACCCCCAACUUCAUCACCCACAUCCGCGGGAGGGUGGGCAACACGAGCAGGGCCCCGUGGGUGCUGCUGGAGUUCUCGAACCUGGGCCUGCUGGGCAAGCUCCUGCACGGCAGGGACCUCCCGCUGCUGGCCCACUUCCUCCUCCUCUUCCACAAGGAGAAGCCCCUGGCCCAGCUGCUCCCGCACUUCCGCACCCUCCUGGCCCAGAGACACGCCGUCCUCAGCAGGCCCUUCCUCUUCUACCGCCGGGGCUCCCACUUCGGUGCCCGUGACAGCCAUGAAGCUGGAGCCCCGCGGAACAGGGUGCCCCUCGGCCCCCACAACCCGCCUGGAGCGGUGUUCACGGACAUGAAGGUUUUGGGGGUUCAUUUCCCUUGGCAGGCCUACACUCUGGACGAGUCCUUCUUCUGGACCCACAACGUCAGCGCAGAGAGCCACCUGACCGUCAUCCUGAACCACCCGGCCAGCCUGCGGCGGGUGCAGGUGCUGACAGGCACCGUGGUGGACGGAAAGCACGCCCUGCAGAGGGGGCGGGUGGAGCUGGGCUACGAGCCGGAGGGGACACCGCAGUACUGCACCAGCUUCGCCGUGCUGGGCCCCCUCCUGGAGGGGCAGCUGGAUCAGGAGAUAGUCCCGCGGAGCGCGGGGCGGGACGUGAGCUGCGUCAGGCUGGUGGCGAGCGCCCACCAGGCUGGCGGGCUCCUCGUCAGGCACAUUUACCUCUGGGAGGAGCCGGACGAGGGUAGGACAGCAGCUCCCAGUUGGAGAUAGGUUGGCGAGCGUCUGAAAAAUUAAAGCCUGGGAG